AUGCACAAAUGGAUUUGUCCUGAGCCGUUGUGCCCAAAUCCCAGGCAACGAGAACCAGAUGUGGGAGUGGGAUUCUGGCAACACUGGCAGGGUGAAGAACAAAUAUGGCAUUUGCCUGGAUGCACCCAGCCCACAGGUCCUGGGGAGUGGUGUGCACAUGUGGACCUGCGACGAGGCGAUCACCAAUCAGAGAUGGCGCUUCGUCCCGGCCGGCACGGAGAAUUUCACCACGGCCGCGCCUUCCUCUACGAGCACCGCCUCGGGCUCUCCCGGGGAGACGACGAGCACGACAGCAGGGCCGACGACUACUACGACCACGACGCCCGAGCCGUUGUCUGCUUUUCGAAACUGCCAGCUGGAGAGCCACUCGUGGAAGGCUCCGGCUGCAAGCUCCUCGAGGUCGCCGAGGGCACGGAGUAUGAUUUGGGCGAGAAUGGGCAGGAGACAGCCGGCCGCCAUGCUUGCUUGAAGAAGCUUCGGAAUGUGUCGGAGGCAGACACCCUUGUCCACUCUCUCGGCCGGUGUGAACUCUGGCACUGCUCCACCCUCGCCAGAGUUCGCAUGUCCUCUGGACCUGGCGGUGGCCUCUCCGAGUCCCCAUAUGCUGUAACUUUCAAAACUGCCAAUGGCCACUACAUCACAGCAGAGGAAGACGGAGCCAUGAAGGCUGAGGAGGAAACCUUUGUGCCCGAGGCCCUCUUCUUACUCAUGCCGGCGGAAAAUGGCAAGUUCGUCCUGAAAGCACAGAACGACCGGUUCGUGAAAGCAGAGCCGAGUGGCCAUCUCGCGGCGGUAACAGAGGCCUGGGAUGACUGGGAGGAGUUUGAGCUUGUGAAGCAUGACAGCGGCAAGGUCUCGCUGCGCAGCUUUCACAACAAAUACGUAUCAGAAGGGAGCGGUGGAUCUGUAGCCGCGGAUGCGGCAUCUGCCACCAUGUUGGAACUUGCGAACCGCAGCCGACACGAUGGAUUCGAGAACCUGCAGUUUCACAAGACAGUGUCAGAUGAAGUCAGCCACUCAGUGUGCGCUAGGCCUGCCGAGCAAGCCGCGGUCCGAUGCUGCUCCAGCGAUGGUUCGGUGGCCAGUGAAGACCAGUAUGGGUGCCACGACCGGAAGAACUAUUCCGAGGCAGAGGCGAUCUGCAAAGCUCAGAGCCUGGAGCUGUGCACAGAAGUCCAGGCCAAAAGCUGCCCUGGCUGCAGCACAUGUGGCUUUGAGACCAAGCAGGUGUGGACUUCUACAGCCUGCGAAGGCACGGAAGGGCUCACCCAGCGGCGUCUGAGCCAAAGGAACGACCACGCCGCCGUCGUCAGCAGGUUCUGUGGAUAUCAGCCGGGCAAGGGUGGCCUUCAUGGUGAGGAGGUAAGGUCCACCGUCUUCGUGAAAUUGAUGGAGUGGAACUACAACGACAUUGCCAAGGAGUGUGUGGAAUACCUGGCUCCUAAUGGCUUCGACGCUGUCCAAGUGGCACCUGUCACUGAACAUGUACUGGGCUACCAGUGGUGGGUAAAAUAUCAGCCCGUUUCCGCCGGCCUAGACACACGCUCGGGAACGGAAGCGGAAUUCAGGGCGAUGGUGGCCACCUGCCGGUCUGUGGGCGUCCAGGUGAUUGUGGACAUCCUCAUGAACCACAUGGCCUCUCCUUGCAAGGCAGCGCGAAAAUUGAAGAAGAAAGCAAACUGGUCCGAGGAAGAAGACAUGCCUUGUGUCGGCUGGGGUGGCAGCCGCUAUGGCAACCGACUCCAAAAGGGGGCACGAGGAUGGGACGCCGCAAACCCCAAGCAUUUCCAUCACAAGAAGGAGGACCGGUUGCACGUGCUGAACAGCUCUAACUGGCGGCUCGUGUCCAUGUGGAGUUGCGGCCUGACGGCCGAAGCAUGGCAAACUGUGUCAAUUGAUUGCAUGUGUCGCGGCGUCACACCGCGGUAG
Messenger RNA from Symbiodinium necroappetens, 1929 nucleotides. The record is from the annotation of a GenBank genome assembly. Lineage: Eukaryota; Dinophyceae; Suessiales; Symbiodiniaceae.